Molecule: messenger RNA, 2190 nt
Organism: Cordyceps militaris CM01
Lineage: Eukaryota; Fungi; Ascomycota; Sordariomycetes; Hypocreales; Cordycipitaceae
Product: DNA repair protein Sae2/CtIP
Exons: 2
Coding region: 1-2190 (729 amino acids)
Biological process (GO): DNA double-strand break processing involved in repair via single-strand annealing; double-strand break repair via homologous recombination
Cellular component (GO): site of double-strand break
Molecular function (GO): double-strand/single-strand DNA junction binding; double-stranded DNA binding; single-stranded DNA binding
Source: RefSeq, a predicted model, not a curated record
AUGGGAUCUCCCACGAACUGCAUUCGCCUGAACAUAUCCGCGGCUCUUCUCCUCAAUUUCCACGUUACCCGUUUGCACCGUGCCCCCCGCACGUUGCUGCCAGCUGCCAGUUACCAGUUGCGUCACUAUGUACGAAUACAUCAGCCGGAGCGAUCGUUCCAGAUGAUGUGGCUGAGGAGCGGUGUGCCUGACAGAAUGCACAGCCAGGAGGCUGGCAACUUGAAGGACGAUGACAACGCCCGGGAACUCGCAGAGUGUAAAGCCCUUCUACACCAAAAUACCACGAAGAAUGCCCGGCUACAAGAUCAAAUCGAGGCUCUUCAAGUUCAGCUUGACAGACAAUAUCGUCGCCGCACCAUCAGUGCGCUCGAGCCUCUUGCUUCGCCUAGCUCUACCAUGCCAAACGGGGGGCUCGAAUCAUCUGACCCGGAAGUGGCACAAAGGAUUGAAUUUACUAAGCUUGCACAACGAUUCCGGUUGCUCAAUGAAAACUUUCGCAAAGCCCGCGGAGCUCUCGAGCGACGAAAAAACGAGCGGGACACGUGGAAAAGGCGCUUCGAGACGCUGCAGGCGCAUGUUCAGGCUUACGAAUCCGAGCAUGGUGUGGAGAUUUCGAGUCGGGCAUCGGAUGCAUUGGCUGCCCUACAAACGGUCGCUACGUCGUUCGGUAGCAGCUUCUCAAGCACCGCUGAUGCGAAUGACGGAGCACUGGAGCCUGGCGAACCACAACUACCGCCCAUAAUAGCUCCCGCGUCAUCGGCCUCGAGUCGCGCCGCUGGCACGGUUCUGGGACCUCUUGACUCAACGCAGGGCGAAUCUGAAGGAAACGAUCUUCCAUCUCUUGCAACCACUGCCGAAGCGAUAUCUGAUCCGCCUGUUAAGAGAGAGUUGUCGUCUGAUGGCCCUGUUGUAAUCCUAGAACGACCCGUCAAGAAGCACAGGAGUAACGAGCGCAUCACGGAGACGAGGCAGCUUGUGCGGGUCAAGACAGAAUUAGAACAAGAUUCGAGUCCAAUUAUUGACGAAACACGAAUGCCUACGUCACAGGAAAGCCUCGACCUCGAGCACAUAACCCACAUAACGACACCUCGCAAGCCAAGAGAGGUAGAAUCGACUCCUAGGCUGCCAUCCAUCUCUAAAAUCCCGGGAGCGAAUACGAACGAAAAUGCGACACCAGCAGCGAGAUACGUACGGCAUGACAUGCUGGUACCACAAACUGCGAGAGCCAGCAUCUUGUCGUCUGCGCUCACACCCAUCAGUAUUAAUAAAAGAAGGAUUCGCUCUGGAGGAGAUAGGCCCGCUAAGCUGUCGCGGAAACGAGAACUUGACGAGGGUCUAGCAGAAAUUGCGGAUGAUGGUACCUCGUUCAGGGAUGGGCAAGAGAACACGCCUUUCACAAAUGUCCAGAAGCGCAACCAGACACCGACGAACCGUCUAGAACAACUUCUGUACCAAGGAGAGGCCAACGAUAGCCCAGCACUUUCCAGGCCAUCUCGGCAAGCCCGCAAACGCCCGCCCCCAUCGACGGCCGAACUGAAUAUCCCCGAGCGUCGAGAGCUGCCUUUUGAGAAGCAAGGACGCCAGAGCAGGCCAGUACCCCAACCCGGGGCCGCUGCACAAGUCACACCGCGCUCGCCACAACGCCUGGCUGGACAAGGCCAAAUUCGCCUCAAGCCGCCUCGAGAGCUGCGUCUGGAUGAUUUUCGAGUUAAUCCUGCCGCUAACGAGGGCCAUGAAUUUGCAUACUCAGAUGUGGUCAGACACAAGGACGACAGAGCUUGCCUGCCAGGAUGCACCGAGAUACAUUGUUGUGGCAAGCAGUUCCGCGCCUUGGCUAUCUCACAACGCCCUGAUCCACCACUUACGGCAGCACAACGGCUGGAAGAACAAAAGUUAUUGGAGCAGCAUCUCGGCGACUUUGCGUAUCGUUUGGCAACGAUGGAUCCGGCAGAGCGGGCCGAAGCAUGGAUACAAGCCAAGACACAGGAAAUCGCGAAUAAGUACGGGAAACACCGGCACCGAUACUCGCGCAUGCAAUCCCCGCCGGGAUUCUGGAACGCAGAUUUCCCCAGCACGCAGGAACUGGAGAUGGGCCGAGAGGAGGCGGCGGAACGGGAGAAGCGGGUCAUUCGGGAGCGGUAUAGAGAGGCAAUGAAGCCUGGGGGUCGAUGGUUGUUUAAAGACGAAUAG